CUAGGUUGCAUGGUUGGACCCUGGAAAUGGGAUGCCAGCCCCAUUCGGGGAGCAUAAAGAAAGAAAGAAAAUCUCCUAGCUGGUGUUGCUGCGACAGCGAGUGAGAGCCAGAGGCAGGAAGAUGUCGACAGUCACCUCAGCCAUCCAGGCUCCUCAGGGCCCCGUGAAUCCCCCGCCGCCGGAGGUCACUAACCCAAAUAAGCCUGGCCGGAAAACCAACCAACUGCAAUAUAUGCAAAAUGUUGUGGUAAAGACCUUGUGGAAGCAUCAGUUUGCUUGGCCUUUCUACCAACCGGUUGAUGCAAUUAAAUUGAAUUUACCAGAUUAUCACAAAAUAAUAAAAAACCCCAUGGACAUGGGGACGAUCAAGAAGCGCCUGGAACAUAACUAUUAUUGGAGUGCCAGUGAAUGUAUGCAGGAUUUCAACACCAUGUUUACAAAUUGUUACAUUUACAACAAGCCCACAGAUGACAUCGUCCUCAUGGCCCAAGCCCUGGAGAAGAUAUUCCUGCAGAAGGUUGCCCAGAUGCCUCAGGAAGAAGUCGAAUUAUUACCCCCAGUUCCUAAAGGCAAAGGCCGCAAGCCGUCGGCGGGCACGCAGAGUGCAGGAACCCAGCAAGCAGUGGCCGUGUCUUCCGUCUCCCCGCCGGCCCCGUUCCAGAGCGUCCCUCCAGCCGUGUCUCAGACGCCCGUCAUUGCUGCCACCCCUGUGCCAACCAUCACUGCUAAUGUCCCGCCUGUCACUGCCCCUCCUGCCGCUGCUCCCCCUCCGCCUGCUGCUCCGAUCAUGCCGGUGGUUCCUCCUACGCCACCGGUAGUCAAGAAGAAGGGAGUGAAGCGGAAAGCGGACACCACCACCCCCACCACCUCGGCCAUCACCGCCAGCCGCAGCGAGUCACCCACUCCCCUCUCGGACCCCAAACAGGCCAAAAUCAUCGCGCGCCGCGAGAGCGGCGGCCGGCCCAUCAAGCCACCAAAGAAAGACCUUGAAGACGGAGAGGUCCCCCAGCACGCCGGGAAGAAGGGCAAACUCUCCGAGCACCUCAAGUACUGUGACAGCAUCCUCAAGGAGAUGCUCUCCAAGAAGCACGCGGCCUACGCGUGGCCCUUUUACAAGCCCGUGGACGCAGAGGCCUUGGAACUACAUGACUAUCAUGACAUUAUCAAACACCCCAUGGAUCUCAGUACUGUGAAAAAAAAAAUGGACAGUCGAGAAUACCAGGACGCGCAAGGGUUCGCGGCAGAUAUUCGGUUAAUGUUCUCUAACUGUUACAAGUACAAUCCUCCAGACCACGAAGUGGUAGCCAUGGCCAGGAAGCUCCAGGACGUCUUCGAGAUGAGGUUUGCAAAGAUGCCCGAUGAGCCCGCCGAGGCGCCGCCUGCACCUCCGCCAGCAGCAGCCGUGGUGAGCAAGAGCACAGAGAGCAGCCACAGCAGUGAGGAGAGCUCCUCCGACUCCGACAGCUCCGACUCCGAAGAGGAGCGGGCGACUCGGCUAGCAGAGCUCCAGGAGCAGCUCAAAGCUGUCCACGAGCAGCUAGCUGCAUUGUCACAAGCGCCAGUGAACAAACCAAAGAAGAAAAAAGAGAAGAAAGAGAAAGAGAAGAAAAAGAAAGACAAAGAGAAGGAAAAAGAGAAGCACAAAGUAAAAGCUGAGGAAGAGAAGAAACCCAAGGUGGCUCAGCCACCAAAACAAACCCAGCAGAAGAAAGCCCCAGCUAAAAAAGCAAACAGCACGACCACGGCUAACAGGCAGCCCAAGAAAGGAGGCAAACAAGCGUCUGCAACCUAUGAUUCCGACGAGGAGGAGGAGGGUCUGCCCAUGACCUAUGAUGAGAAACGACAACUCAGCUUGGACAUCAACCGCCUGCCUGGAGAGAAGCUGGGCAGGGUGGUGCACAUCAUCCAGUCGCGGGAGCCUUCCCUCAGGGACUCCAACCCCGACGAGAUAGAAAUAGAUUUUGAAACAUUGAAGCCCACAACUUUACGAGAACUGGAGAGAUACGUGAAAUCUUGUUUACAGAAAAAACAGAGGAAACCAUUUUCUGCGAGUGGAAAAAAGCAAGCAGCAAAGUCUAAAGAAGAGUUAGCUCAGGAAAAGAAGAAAGAACUAGAAAAACGGUUACAGGAUGUCAGCGGGCAACUAAACAACAACAAGAAACCUGCAAAGAAAGAGAAAUCCGGCUCGGCCGCCUCCGGAGGGCCCUCCCGGCUCAGCAGCAGCAGCUCCUCCGAGUCGGGGAGCAGCAGCUCCAGCGGCUCCAGCUCGGACAGCAGCGACUCGGAGUGACUUACGGACACUUACGGACAAACCCCCAAACGGACACCAGCCUCCCCAGCGCGCUGCAGCGUUCCCUUCUCGCGUUAAUACACCGCUCUUGUUCCACGGUGGUCAGGUUUCCUUUUUGGUUUUUUUCUCUCUUCUCACUCUGAUUUCAUUUAUUUUUUUAAUUCAGUGUUA
Messenger RNA from Tinamus guttatus (white-throated tinamou), 2461 nucleotides. The record is from RefSeq and is a predicted model, not a curated record. NCBI's taxonomy places the organism in Eukaryota, Metazoa, Chordata, Aves, Tinamiformes, Tinamidae.